This is a messenger RNA of Oryzias melastigma (Indian medaka), 1781 nucleotides long. RefSeq names its product deoxyhypusine synthase. Gene Ontology annotation, biological process: peptidyl-hypusine biosynthetic process. Gene Ontology annotation, molecular function: deoxyhypusine synthase activity. The transcript has 10 exons. Gene Ontology annotation, cellular component: cytoplasm. Lineage: Eukaryota; Metazoa; Chordata; Actinopteri; Beloniformes; Adrianichthyidae. The coding region runs from base 105 to 1226 and encodes 373 amino acids. The record is from RefSeq and is a predicted model, not a curated record.
UUGUGGGCAGUUCAAAGACCCUGUGAUAGGAGAAGGUCAACCCUGCCAGUUUUGAAAAACAGCCGAAAUGUCAGCAACAUCACACAAAUACUUCACAAGCAUAGAUGAUGAAAAACGGGAAUAAAUGGUUUUCUUCAAAAGAAACCAUGUCAGACCACGCCCCUUCUGUAGCCAUGGAGGCUGUCCUGAAGCCCAGCCAUGACCUCCCCGAGGACAUGCCGAAAAUCAGAGGCUAUGACUUCAACCAGGGAGUCGAUCUCCAGGCGGUGCUGAAGUCCUACCUCACCACAGGCUUUCAGGCCAGCAGUCUAAGCUUAGCCAUACAAGAGAUCAACCACAUGAUUGAGAAGCGCCUCGAGCCAGUGGAACCAGAUGAAGGGAACGAGUUACAACAACACUCUGGUUGCACUAUUUUUCUGGGUUACACCUCCAAUCUCAUCAGCUCUGGAGUGAGAGAAAGUAUCCGCUAUCUGGCAGAGCACAAAAUGGUGGAUGUGAUUGUAACCACAGCUGGAGGCAUCGAGGAGGAUUUGAUUAAAUGUCUGGCUCACACCUACUUAGGAGACUUUAGUUUGCCAGGGAAAGAUCUCCGGCUGAAAGGAAUCAACAGAAUUGGGAAUCUGCUGGUUCCUAAUGAUAACUACUGUAAAUUUGAAGACUGGCUGAUGCCCAUUCUGGACCAGAUGCUGCUGGAGCAGAACACAGAGGGUGUGCGUUGGACUCCCUCCAAAAUGAUCCAUCGACUGGGCAAAGAGAUCAAUAAUACUGACUCUGUGUAUUACUGGGCCUAUAAGAAUAACAUCCCAGUGUUCAGCCCUGCUCUCACCGAUGGCUCUCUGGGAGACAUGAUUUACUUUCACUCAUUUAAAAACCCUGGCCUGGUUUUGGACAUUGUAGAAGAUAUUCGCAGGUUGAACAGUCUGGCAGUUUUUGCUAAGAAGACCGGAAUGAUCAUCCUGGGAGGAGGGCUGGUGAAGCAUCAUAUAGCCAAUGCAAAUCUUAUGAGGAAUGGAGCAGACUUUGCGGUGUACGUGAACACCGGCCAGGAGUUUGACGGCUCUGACUCUGGGGCUCGACCUGAUGAAGCCAUAUCAUGGGGCAAGAUCAGAGCGGAUGCCAAACCUGUGAAGGUGUACGCAGAUGCCUCUUUGGUGUUUCCUCUGAUCGUGGCCGAGACCUUCGCUCUCCACUUCAAGAAGCUGACCGCUGAAAAGAAAGCAGAUUAGAGGUGGUUUUCUUUAAAUGUUUUUUUUUCUCCAAUUUAAUUUAUGCAUUUAACAAUUCUUUUCAUUGAAAAAAGUCACUCUUUGGACCUUGAAAAGACUUUGAAAGCCUUUUGCAACCCUGCUUUGCACACAGCAUUAGGUGUGAAGUUUAAUUGGUUAUAAAUAAAUAACUAGGUGACCUUUUUAUCAUUUAUUUUCUGUUUGCUGGAUUUCCAUGCAGGUUAAAAAAAGAAAGAUCCUGUCAGACAUUCAGAGUUCUUUUUGGUAUUGAUCCUGACAUUUGAUUUAACUUUUUUUUUAGAUGCAAGCAUCACCUUUUAUUUUUAUAUAUAUUUUUAGAAAAUUCUUGUUACAUUUUGCAUGUUUUUAGGCAUAAAAGUACAGCUGUAAGUAAGUAAAUAAAAAGGCUUUUCAUGUGAAAAGUUAGUAAAAUAAAAUGUUUAAUUGACUUGGAAUCUAAGAUGGUUUUUUUUACUAUUUUAAGAAUGCUGCAACAAUGCUUUCAAAAAGGAUUUAAAAAAUAAAAUGAAAAGAGUCUGAAUUGUUGUAACACAA